Messenger RNA from Mesocestoides corti, 465 nucleotides. The record is from the annotation of a GenBank genome assembly. Lineage: Eukaryota; Metazoa; Platyhelminthes; Cestoda; Cyclophyllidea; Mesocestoididae.
AUGCUCAACCAACGCAGAUGCCCUUGCUGUGUCAAUGGCAAACCGGAGUACAGGCAGUACCUUUCGUCGAGAACCACGAAGCCACCCAGGUGUCAGGAGGUUCUCCAGCGAGACCGCAAUGACGACGAAUUCACGGAUGGCAAAGAGGACACGCCAUACGCCUACCUUGGAGAUGGCGAGAUCUGGGCCAAUCGGGCCUUCUUGAAGCUGUUGCAGAAGAAGUAUAACCAGCCGUACUGCCAGUGCCCUCACAACUACAUCGCCAACAAGACGGAGAUCAGCCUCUCCACGCAGAUCUGCAUCGCCUUCAAGGAGGAGAACAGUGAUCUGAUCAUUGAAACACGCGACCACAAGUACCUCAAGGUCGUGGGACCGGGGGAUUGCAACGACGGUGAAGAAUUCUUUGUCCUGAUCGAUCCUGGGAGGCGUCGUAAGCAGUCUAGCAGCUCCAACGAUUCGUCGUAA